Messenger RNA from Plasmodium relictum, 672 nucleotides. RefSeq names its product fam-h protein. The record is from RefSeq and is a predicted model, not a curated record. The transcript has 2 exons. Bases 1 to 672 code for a protein of 223 amino acids. Lineage: Eukaryota; Apicomplexa; Aconoidasida; Haemosporida; Plasmodiidae.
AUGAACAAGAAAAGUAAUGAUAUCUCGAAUAUUAUUGCCUACCCCGGAUUUAAUUCUCACGUUUAUAAAGAUUAUAUUACCACAUAUAUGCCAGCUAUAAAAAUAUUCAUUAAAAAAAAGAAAAGAUAUUCAUUAGAUUUUCUUAAAUUUUUUUUUAUAUUUUCCUUUUUAAUUUGGGUAUUACAGUGUUUUAGUAAUAGAUACUCUUUUGGAUCAUGGAAUUACAAAAAUGACUCAAAAAAUCUAUUAAAUUUAGGAGCUAAAAGAUUAUUAGCAGAAAAAGUAUAUAAAAUAGGACAAGAAAGAGAAGAAUUAAAAUUCUGUGAACAACAAUGUAAAGUAGAAACAGAAUUAGAACAAAUAAAUGGACAAAAAGAAAUAGAGGAUUAUUUAAGAGUGGAACAAGAAAGUGAAAUAGAGUCAAAGCAGGAAGACAAAGAAGUAAAAUAUAACGAAAAAACAUCAGGAAAAUAUAAUAAUAUUUCAAAAGUAUUUUCAUUAUCUUUUGCUUCUAUUUUAUCUUUUAGUUCAUUUUUAUUAUCCAUAAUAGACUCCUAUUUAAGUGAGCCAGAAAUUCAAAGAAUAUAUAUUAUAUGUAUUAAUUUAUCUAUUAUCAUAUUUUCAGUACUUUUAGCUAUUGAAGAAUUCAAAAUAAAACAUAAAGGCAAUUGA